Molecule: messenger RNA, 483 nt
Organism: Entrophospora candida
Lineage: Eukaryota; Fungi; Glomeromycota; Glomeromycetes; Entrophosporales; Entrophosporaceae
Source: the annotation of a GenBank genome assembly
AUGACUCGACAAAAUUUGAUAGGACCCAUAAAAUUAAGAAGAAAAACGAUUAUGGAUUCUCAAAAGAAGAGAGGAAAUGGUGCACUUAAUAAAAGGCACCCAACAUUCUCUUAUACUCCAAUACACACUCGUAGAAGAUCGAAUGUUUGUAAUAACAGCAAAUCACCAAUCUCAAUAAGAUCUUUAUCUUUUAGUCCAAUUUCUUUACCAACAGCCUCUUCUGCUCCUGAUUUAUUAUUCUCGUCAUCAUCAUCUUCGUUUAAAACUAACAGCUCUUCCGGGCAAACUCCAGAAAGUGAAAUUCCAUCAACUCCAACAUCUUCAAUAUUUUCAACAUCUGAUUCAUUAGAAUAUACGAGUUUUCCUAAUUUUGAAAAAUUUGCUGACGAGAGUUGGUCUGAUAAUAAAAAAGCACAUUUUUAUGACUUGGAAAUGGAAAGCUAUGAUGAAAUGUUUGUAAAUGGAAUAAGAUUACAAUAUUGA